AUGAAGUGUCCAGAUGAUUCCUGGCCAGCAGAGACGAAGGUGGUUUGUGGCCUCAAGCAUACUGAGUAUCUAUCAUUUGAUGACCCACUGGGAGCAGCUCUGAGUAUUCUCAGCAUUUUGCUUUCUAUCAUUCCUGCUUUUAUACUGUGGAUUUUUAUUAAAUAUCGCGACACUCCAAUAGUGAAGGCAAACAAUCGUAAUCUGAGCUACUUUCUGCUUGUUGCUCUUAUUCUGUCUUUUCUCUGCUCCUUAAUAUUUAUUGGAAAACCACAGACUACAAGCUGCUUACUUCGACAGUCUGCAUUUGGAAUUAUAUUUGCUGCCUGCAUUUCUUCAAUCCUUGCAAAGACAAUCACUGUAGUUAUAGUAUUUACAGCAACAAGGCCAGGAGGCUUCCAGCAGAACUGGUUGGGAUCCAGGACUCCAAGUUUUAUUGGAUCUGCCUGUGCUGUUGUACAGGUCAUUCUGUGCAUGGCUUGGCUUGGAUAUGCAUCACCUUUUCCUGAAAAAAAUAUGAACUCAUUCAAAGAAAAAAUAAUUAUAGAAUGCAAUGAAGGUUCUAUUACCAUGUUUUGUUCAAUGCUGGGAUACCUCGGACUGUUAUCAAUUGUAUGUUUUAUGGUUGCUUUUUUAGUUCGGAAAUUACCAGACAGAUAUAAUGAGGCAAAGUACAUUACUUUUAGCAUGCUUAUAUUUGUUAGUGUUUGGCUGUCAUUCAUACCAGCAUACCUGAGCACCAAAGGAAAGUAUGUGGUUGCUGUUGAAAUCUUUGCAAUUUUGUCCUCAGGCUGUGGGUUACUAAGCUGUAUUUUCUUUCCCAAGUGUUACCUGAUUUUACUGAGACCAGAUCAGAAUAUUAAAGAAUCUGUUGCAUGGAAAUCACACUAA
Protopterus annectens (West African lungfish) is the source of this 888-nucleotide messenger RNA. RefSeq names its product vomeronasal type-2 receptor 26-like. The record is from RefSeq and is a predicted model, not a curated record. NCBI's taxonomy places the organism in Eukaryota, Metazoa, Chordata, Ceratodontiformes, Protopteridae. Gene Ontology annotation, molecular function: G protein-coupled receptor activity. The transcript has a single exon. Gene Ontology annotation, cellular component: membrane. Gene Ontology annotation, biological process: G protein-coupled receptor signaling pathway. The coding region runs from base 1 to 888 and encodes 295 amino acids.